AACAUUCCGAUUGUGGUAAAAUAACUAACUUGAUGUGCGACAAUGAUGUUUGCGAAUGUAAACCUGGGUAUGUGCAACGGGGAGAUCAGUGCAUUUGGGUGUAUGACGCUCAUUGCAAUACAUCAAGUGAUUGCGGACAAGGUGAUUUAAUAUGUGAACCGGCUGAUGCUCCUGUGGGACAUACUAGCAAAUGUCGUUGUCCAUAUGGAUAUGCAUUUGACUCCAAAACAACGUUUACUUGCAUAAAGGUUCUUGGAUCAUACUGCUCUGAUAUUUAUAACUGUGGAAACUCAAGCCAUGUAUCAUACUACUAUGAUAACUUCGAAAAAUACCCAUAUCUUGUAAAUUUGCCAUAUUAUUGCAACGUUGACAAUAUUUGUCACUGUUCACCGGGCUUCAAAAUGAACGAUGAAAACGAAUGCCAAGCAAUUUACGGAACCUUAUGUGCUUCUGACGAGGAUUGCUGGGAUAACACUGUGUCAAAUAAAUUCGCCUAUAAAUGCAACAGUGACAACAAUACUUGUUCCUGCAAUGACAAUUAUUAUCAGGAUGGAAUUAGGGACCAGUGGCACGAAUAUAAUUAUUAUUACUAUGACUGGAGCGAUGACAACAUUGGAAAUGCGCAGAUAUGCAAGCCACUGAUAGGUAUGCGGUGCUCAUAUGGUACAGUCAAUGAUACACAGUGUGUCAAUGAUACUGGCCAUGUAUACAACUAUCCAUACAACUUUUACGAAUACGACUGGAUGCACAAUCAAGUAAUUGAGUGUAUAGAGGGAGUGGAAAACUAUGGAGUUUGCACUAGAAUUCUGGGUCAUGAUUGUUCAACAAGAGAUGACGUUUGUAGACUGGUAGCUAACGCCAAAUGUGACACCUAUAACAAAUGUUCAUGCAACACUGGCUUUUUGGAAGAUCCGGAUAAAGACUUUUGCAAAAAAGUUACAAUGCUCUGA
Dreissena polymorpha is the source of this 950-nucleotide messenger RNA. RefSeq lists its product as uncharacterized. Bases 33 to 950 code for a protein of 305 amino acids. NCBI's taxonomy places the organism in Eukaryota, Metazoa, Mollusca, Bivalvia, Myida, Dreissenidae. The record is from RefSeq and is a predicted model, not a curated record. The transcript has 7 exons.